This is a messenger RNA of Oryza sativa Japonica Group (Japanese rice), 1158 nucleotides long. Lineage: Eukaryota; Viridiplantae; Streptophyta; Magnoliopsida; Poales; Poaceae. The record is from RefSeq and is a predicted model, not a curated record.
AUGGUAACAUCAACAAGAAUUGCAGAGAAGUAUGAGAAGAUGAUUAGAGAUAACCCAACAUGGAGUAUCAAGAAUAUGAUUUCUACUGUUUCUGAAGAAAUGUUUGCAAAUGCCAGCGUUCCUCAGUGUAAGAGAGCAAAGGCACAUGUUCUGAAGAAACUUUAUGAUGCAACAAGGUGUGAGUAUUCAAGGAUAUUUGACUACCAACUUGAGCUACUAAGAAGUAACCCAGGCAGUAUAGUAGUAGUCACUCUUGAUAGUGAUAGUCCAACUCCUGUGUUCCAUAGAAUCUACGUAUGCCUUAAUGCUUGUAAGAAAAGAUUCCUUGCUGGUUGUAGAAGAGUUGUUGGACUAGAUGGUUGCUUUUUCAAGGGAUCAACCAAUGGUGAGUUACUAUGUGCAUUAGGGAGGGAUGCAAAUAACCAGAUGUACCCAAUUGCUUGGGCAAUAGUGGAGAAAGAGACCAAUGACUCAUGGGACUGGUUUUGUGCUUUGCUAUUUAAAGAUCUUGUUGCUGGUGAUGGUGAUGGUUGGGUGGUCAUAUCAGAUCAACAAAAGGGAAUUAUUAAUGCUGUUGAGACCUGGAUACCUAAAGCUGAGCAUAGAAAUUGUGCUAGGCACAUUUAUGCCAAUUGGAGGAAGAAGUUCAAGAAUAGGGAAUGGCAAAAAAAAUUUUGGAGAUAUUGGCAGUUAGCAGAGCUCCCUUGCUGUCAUGCUAUUGCUUGCAUCCACUACAAAACCAAUAGCCUUGAUGAAUAUAUUGCCUCCUGCUACUCAGUGAAAGCAUUCAUGUCAACAUAUGAACAUUGCCUUGAGCCAGUGGAAGGCAUUCAUAGCUGGCCAGUAUCUAAGAGACCCAAGCCUGCUGCACCUCCCUAUGUUAAAAUGCCAGGCACUGCUCAGGCUUCGUCUAGUGCACAAUCUAGGCCUAUUAACAAGAAGAGCUCCUCAAAAGUGAAGAAAAGGGCAUCUACCACAAACCACUUAGUUCAAGUUCAACCUGCUGUUGCACACAAGAUUCAUUCUCCUAAGUCUGGCCAUGCUAUUACAGUAGCAGCAGCAACUCAAGGACCACCAAGGAAAAAACUUCAACCAGACUUAUGGCUAUUGGCUAGUGAUGCUUAUUUUGGUGGUAAUGCCAAAGUUAUGGCUAAGUGA